This is a messenger RNA of Eimeria tenella, 1140 nucleotides long. Its product is annotated as tRNA-splicing ligase RtcB homolog, related. The coding region runs from base 1 to 1140 and encodes 379 amino acids. Gene Ontology annotation, biological process: RNA processing. Gene Ontology annotation, cellular component: tRNA-splicing ligase complex; nucleus. NCBI's taxonomy places the organism in Eukaryota, Apicomplexa, Conoidasida, Eucoccidiorida, Eimeriidae. Gene Ontology annotation, molecular function: RNA ligase (ATP) activity. The record is from RefSeq and is a predicted model, not a curated record. The transcript is spliced from 9 exons.
AUGUCGCGGGAGCGCACAUUUGAAGAGGAAAAAGCAUAUCUUUACAGAGACGCGAAGCAAAAACAGACUCUGCACAUUAAAAAGGGUUUUGUCCCUGGCAUGAAUGUUGCAGGGGAAGUGUUUGUGAACGACGCGCUCGAGGGUUUGCUGCUGGAGGAGCUGCGAGGGUUUAGCAGCAAAAAGGGUUUUGGGGGUUUUCUUCCUGCUGUUAAACAAGUCGCCAAUGUUGCCACUUUGCCGGGCAUUCUGGGCAAAAGUGUGGGCCUUCCGGACAUCCACGCAGAUUUGGAGUCGGCGUUGGAGUUGGGGGGCGAUUGGCUGCUGCGGCGCGGCUAUGCCUGGACUGAAGACAAGGAGCACUGCGAGGAGAACGGCCGCAUGCUAACAGCAGAUCCUUCGAAGGUUUCAAUCAGGGCAAAGAAAAGAGGACUGCCGCAAAUGGGCACCCUAGGUGCAGGCAACCAUUACUGCGAAGUGCAGGUUGUUGACGAGGUUUACGACGAAUUUGCUGCGAAGAAAAUGGGGCUGGAGAAGGGGCAGGUGUGCGUGAUGGUGCACUCGGGCAGCAGGGGUUUGGGCCACCAAGUGGCCACAGACGCUCUCGUGGUGAUGGAGAAGUCCAUGGCGAGGGACAACUUAAACCCUAUAGACAAGCAGUUGGCCUGUGCGCGCAUCGCUUCCCAGGAGGGCCAGGACUACUUGGCCGCAAUGGCUGCAGCAGCAAACUUCGCGUGGGUUAAUAGAGGGGCCAUUUCCUUUUUAGUUCGAGAGGCUUUUGCAAAAGUGAUGCAGCAGUCUCCCGACGACAUGGACAUGCAUGUGGUUUACGACGUUUCCCACAACAUCGCCAAAGUCGAGGAACACAUGUGGGGCGGCAGCGUGCGCACUGUGCUGGUUCACCGCAAAGGAGCCACAAGGGCCCUCCCCCCCCACCACCCUUUAGUGCCUUCAAGUUACCAAUUAAUAGGCCAGCCAGUCCUUGUGGGGGGGCUGAAGAAGCAGCAGCAGCAGCAGCAACAGCAGCAGCAGCAGCAGCGGCAGCAGCAGCAGCAACAGCAGCAGCAGCAGCGAGAGCGGCAGCAGGAGCCGUUGGGGGGCACGCAAGGCAGCAGCGCAGACGCAGGAGGGUUUGCUAGAUAG